AUGCAAAUACAAGAUGUUGAAGGACGAUUACUCUCACCUAGCUUCAGUUGUUACUCUAAUUCUGAUAGUUUAACAUCCAAGGCCAUCUCCAAAGUGAUUCAUGAAGAACACAAAUUAUCUCGAUUUGACGAAUUUAGAGACGUUCAAGGAGAGGAUGACUUCGAGUUUUCGUCGGGGCUACGGGAAGAAGAAGAGGCUUCUUCGGAGAAAGCGAUCGACAUAAAGGAGGCUUGGAAGACUUUUCCUGUCUUUGAUCAUGAUCUUACCGUAGAUCGUGAGAUAGAUGAUGGUUCUGCUGCUUCUAUAACAAAUUCGUUACAAAAACUUUUUAUAGAUGUUGAUCAUGAAGAAGAAGAAUCGUCUUCUCGUUCAUCAUCAGAAGCCGACGAAUUAGAAAAUAUACAACCCGGGACAUUCUGUCUCUGGAGUCCCAAGGCCGAGAGUGGAUCUUCGUCACCGGGUAUGACCAAAUGUAAGAAGAGUAGUUCCACGGGAUCAAGUGGAUCGAAAAAGUGGAAAAUUAUGUAUUCGUUCAAGAGGAGCAAUAGUGAAGGCAAUAAGGACCCCAUGGUGUCGAUCGAUCAUACAACUAGUCCGAAACGAAAACGGAUUAUUUCUGGCAAGUUAAAGACGCAAACUCCGGUUCACGAAUUGUUUUAUGUGCAAAGAAGGGCAGAGAACGAAAUGAGUAAAAAGAAAUCGUAUCUACCAUAUCGAAAAGAUAUGUUUGGUUUGUUUGCAAAUGUCAAUAUUGGAACGGCCAAAAUGCAUGCUUCCCUACUAAGAUAA
Molecule: messenger RNA, 789 nt
Organism: Erigeron canadensis
Lineage: Eukaryota; Viridiplantae; Streptophyta; Magnoliopsida; Asterales; Asteraceae
Exons: 1
Coding region: 1-789 (262 amino acids)
Source: RefSeq, a predicted model, not a curated record